CCAAUCUUCAUUGAGCUCAAGAGGCUAUUGGAGAGCAAGAACAGUCCUCUUACAGGUUCGCUCAUGGACUGCCUCCGUGUCCUCCUCAAAGACUACAAGAACGAGAUUGAAGAAAUGCUCGUCGCUGACAAACAGCUUCAGAAAGAGCUUAUUUACGAUAUGCAGAAGCACGAGGCUGCAAAGGCAAGGUCCAUGGCUAACCAAGGGGUUGCCUGUGGGACGAGUCGUGGAAACGGUGAACCUGAAGAACCAGCAACAAGCGAGAAUGUUAGAGAUUCGGGAUUGGAAUCGAGAGUG
Molecule: messenger RNA, 297 nt
Organism: Camelina sativa (false flax)
Lineage: Eukaryota; Viridiplantae; Streptophyta; Magnoliopsida; Brassicales; Brassicaceae
Source: RefSeq, a predicted model, not a curated record